This is a messenger RNA of Malaya genurostris, 984 nucleotides long. Its product is annotated as craniofacial development protein 2-like. Gene Ontology annotation, biological process: chromatin remodeling. The transcript has 3 exons. Gene Ontology annotation, cellular component: nucleus. The coding region runs from base 1 to 984 and encodes 327 amino acids. NCBI's taxonomy places the organism in Eukaryota, Metazoa, Arthropoda, Insecta, Diptera, Culicidae. The record is from RefSeq and is a predicted model, not a curated record.
AUGACGUGCUCCUAUCGUGCGAAUAAUAAUGCCAAUCCACUUAACAGUGCAGCCCUGCAGGGUAAACUGGCACAACUUACCAACGAAGCGCGUCGAAUGAAACUUGAGAUCCUAAGACUCAGUGAAGUCCGUUGGCCGAACUUUGGAGAACACAGAAUACCAUCGGGACAAAUUCUGCUAUACUCUGGCCUACGAGGCGAACACGCUCCCCGGCACCGUGGAGUUGGCUUCCUACUGAGCGCCCAGGCACACUCUGCGCUUAUGAAGUGGGAGCCUAUAAGUGAAAGGAUAAUCGUUGCCAGGUUCAGAACAAGGGUUCGAAACCUCACUAUAAUCCAAACAUACGCCCCAACCGAUGCUACCGACCUGCAAGACAAAAAGAACUUCUACAGUCAACUCAAUGCCACAGUAGAUAGAAUUCCGAAGGGCGACAUCAUGAUCUGUAUGGGCGACUUCAACGCGAAGAACGGAUUCGAUAACUCGAACUAUGAGCGUAUUAUGGGGCGCCAUGGUCUCGGAGAAAUGAGCGAAAACGGAGAGCUGUUUGCAGUAUUCUGUGGCAAUAACGACAUGGUGAUCGGGGAAUCGCUCUUCCCCCAUCGACCGGACCUUGUGCACGUGGCUUUACCGAAAAUCAAAUUGACCACAUCUGCAUCAGCCGAAAGUGGAAACGGAGCCUUCUUGAUGUGCGGAAUAAACCUAGUGCCGAUAUCGCGUCUGACCACCACCUCAUCAUCGGCGAAAUACGUCUGCGUGCUGCGCGUAUUCGUCGACAAGAGGAGCGAGUUGGACGGCGGUAUAACACACGCCGACUACAUUCCGGAGGGUGGCAGCGUGGAAGACCAAUGGACUGCCAUUAAGAAUGCCUUCAUCGUCACCAGCGAGAAUAAUCUGGGUGAACUGCGCACCCAGAGAAAGCAAUGGAUCACUGAUGAGACCUGGACGAAAAUAGAGGAGCGAAGAGGAGCCAAAACCGCAAUUUAG